AUGCAAAGUGAUGGAGUUACUGGCGAUCUCGUGGUGAAGUCCGGCUAUAGCACAACAGGAAGUCCUGGAACUGUUUCUAUUGUGGGCGGGUCGUCUGGUCGACUCUCAGGAUCAUCGAUUGCUGUGGCUGCCGGACACGGAUCGUUUGGUGGGUCGCUAUCUGUAUUAACAGGUUCAGGAAUGGCUAUGUCAGGAUCUGCAGUGAUUCAGACUGGAAAAAGCGCCGUGUCAACAGGUUCAAUUACCGUAUCAAGUGGCGCUUCCGGCACUGGAUCGUCCGGUGAUGUGAGCGUCUUGUCUGGAAACUCAUCGACUGGACAAACUGGAAGUAUAAUGGUUGCAGUUGGGCUUUCAAAAACUCGCGAAGGUGGCUCAAUCAGUCUUUUGAGUGGAAAUGGCACCAGUACCGGUGGUUCGGUCGUCAUCCGUUCGGGAUACGCGAAUCGUGGAACUACAGGAGACUUAAGUAUUUCAACUUCUGCAGCUGGCAAAGAAAGUAGCUCUGCUGGUAAUGCUGUGUUGUCCGUCGGCACUAGUAACGCGGCUUGGGGCGGCAAUGCCACAAUGCGAGGAGGACCGAAUCGGCUACGAGGUGGAGACGUUAAUUUUGUGGCUGGGGAAAGUUCCCAAGCAGUUGGUGGCACUGCUAACGUUACGUCGGGUAUCGGUCUUUUGAGCAGUGGUGCCCUCACGGUGAGCACACCAGAUUCCAGUAGUACAGGUGCUUCGGGGUCUGUUGUUGUUUCCACCGGCUUAUCAGCUUCUGGGACCAGUGGGUCUAUAGCACUGAGCACUGGAAUAUCUUCAGGACAAGCUGGGGGCUCAAUAUCUAUGCUUGUUGGCGCUGGUACUCGUGCGCCAGGUGGGUUAAUUAACAUUACCAGUGGAAAUAGCUACAGUGGCACAGGCGGUUCAAUCUUCCUACACAGUGGAUUUGGAACAUUGUCAUCCAGUGGCUCCGUGUACAUUGAGACUGCAGCUGCCGGGGUCAUGGGUCAAUCUGGUGCAGCUAGUAUCGCUACAGGUUAUUCCGACGUUGCCGAUUCGGGAAAAGUCGAUGUGACUACUGGCAGUUCUCAGAUGAGAAAAGGUGGAAGUAUUGAACUAGCAGUCGGAAGUUCUGGGUCUGUUCGUGGAGGCGACGUGAUAGCUGCAGCAGGAAAUAGUUCUGAUGUGGGGGGGUCGUUUGUUGCUGUGGGUGGGCUUGGCUCCCAAACAGGUGGUCAGAUUUUGCUUAAAUCCGGUGGAAGUAGUGUUGCUAGCUCUGGAAGCAUCGUCAUCUCGACUGAGAUUUCCGGGCCAGCAGGGCACAGCGGGAGUGUAUUUAUUGCUACUGGUAGAAGUCGUGAUGGCAACAGCGGUGAUGCAUACAUUCAGACCGGAGAUGCAAUCCGCGGCAGUGGAGGCUCCAUUCAGCUGCUUGGGGGUACUGGUGAUACUGGUAAUGGCGCCAAUAUUACGAUGUCAGCCGGCAGCACACUUGACCAACAUGCAGCUGGUGGGGCUGUCUCCCUUACAAGCGGUUCUAGCGUUUACGGCUCAAGUGGCAAUGCAAAGUUUGCCACACCAGAUGCAGGUACCUUAGGGGUAUCCGGUUACAUUCGAGUAUCCACGGGUUCAGCGGCGGCUGCCACAGUGGGUGAUGUGUCCGUAACCACUGGUGGCAGUACGGGCGGUAAUGGUGGGUCGGUAUUGCUUAGCGUAGGAACGGGAAGUAGUGGUGCCGGCGGAUACAUUUCGUUGCGAUCUGGCGACACCCACACCGGUACGGGAACAGCAACUGGCACUGUGGGCGGAUCCAUUUCGCUGAGUGGAGGCAGCGGAAUGACGAGUGGCGGGUCGAUCUCGCUGCAGAGCGGCGCGGGUCUGAAGUCAUCUAGCGGUGACAUCUCGCUGACGACUCCGGACGCUGCGGUGACAAGCGGUGUGAGUGGCAGUCUGCGUCUGACGAGCGGUGCGAGUCGUGUGGGCGACAGUGGAUUGGUGUCUGUGAGCACAGGGGUAUCAACAGGCGGUCACGGCGGGUCGAUCUCUUUGUCUGUGGGCGUGGGACGGGAGGCUCGGUGA
Molecule: messenger RNA, 2067 nt
Organism: Phytophthora infestans T30-4
Lineage: Eukaryota; Oomycota; Peronosporomycetes; Peronosporales; Peronosporaceae
Exons: 3
Coding region: 1-2067 (688 amino acids)
Source: RefSeq, a predicted model, not a curated record